Molecule: messenger RNA, 492 nt
Organism: Effrenium voratum
Lineage: Eukaryota; Dinophyceae; Suessiales; Symbiodiniaceae
Source: the annotation of a GenBank genome assembly
AUGGCUGGGCAAGCUGGCUUGUGGGGGCGCACCACUCUUUGGUGCCUUUGGCCUGCAGCAACGGGUGCCGAGGAGCUCAACCCGCGAUUCCUUAGCAACGCCAUGUGGUGCACGACAGUUUCGCAAGCUCAGAGCUCCUCCUCGAUGGAUGCAGCUACCAAGGCUUCGUUCCGGAAAAUGCAGGCGCUCAAUGCCCAGGACUUGGCUAACAGCCUGUGGCCGAUGGCAGCGCCCAAGGCGAAAGACAAAGACUUCACUGAGGAGGUGGCUGCAGCUGCCAUGAAGAACUUGCGCUGUCUCAGCCCUCAGGGCCUGUCCAACCUUUCGCAGGCCCCAGCAGCGUUGGUGUUUCUUGGCUUGCCCCCGGCGUCUGCAGCUGCCACUGUCUGCGCAGGCGCUGCAUCAGCAUCCAACUCCCAAGAACCCGCCAAUGCUGCCCGAGCUUUGGCCACGACGAAAGCUGCUGGGACCACUGCAUUUGCAGAGGUUUGA